Messenger RNA from Dromaius novaehollandiae (emu), 951 nucleotides. RefSeq names its product olfactory receptor 8H2-like. Bases 1 to 951 code for a protein of 316 amino acids. NCBI's taxonomy places the organism in Eukaryota, Metazoa, Chordata, Aves, Casuariiformes, Dromaiidae. Gene Ontology annotation, biological process: G protein-coupled receptor signaling pathway. Gene Ontology annotation, cellular component: membrane. Gene Ontology annotation, molecular function: olfactory receptor activity; G protein-coupled receptor activity; odorant binding. The transcript has a single exon. The record is from RefSeq and is a predicted model, not a curated record.
AUGUCAGCUACAGGAAAGCAAAACCAAACCUACAUUAUGGAAUUCAUCCUCCUGGGAUCUGGGAAUUUCCCUGAUAUCCAGCCUGCUCUGUUCCUGUUCUUCUUGGUGGUCUAUAUGGUGACAAUGACAGGGAACAUCCUCAUCAUUGUGCUAGUGGUGGCUAACCAGCAUCUCCACAUGCCAAUGUACUUCUUUCUCACCAACUUGUCUUGCUUAGAGACUUGCUACAGCUCUACCAUCCUGCCCAGGCUGCUGGCCAGCUUCCUGACAAGGGACAGAAGUACUUUUUACAGCAGCUGCAUGACACAGUUUUUCAUAUUUGCUUUUCUAGUUGGGGUGGAGUGUUAUCUCCUGGCAGUGAUGUCUUAUGAUCGAUACUUAGCAGUAUGCAAACCUUUGCAUUAUGUCACCUUAAUGAAUCGUAAGUGUUGCAUAGCACUGGCUGCUGGGGCCUGGGUAGGUGGUUUUAUGAUUAGCUUUGUUAUCAUAUUGUUGAUGUUGCAAAUUACAUUUUGUGAUCGCGGUGAGAUUGACCAUUCCUUCUGUGAUUUCACACCUAUGAUAAAAUGCUCCUGCAGUAACACAUUCCUGAUAGAAAUCAUAACUUCUUUGAUGUCUGCUGCAUGUACUGUGCUGCCAUUUCUUUUCACUGUAGCAUCCUAUAUUUUAAUUGGCAUUGCCAUCUUGAGAAUCCCUUCAGCUACAGGGAAGCAAAAGGUGUUUUCCACGUGCUCCUCUCACCUCAUUGUGGUCACUAUUUUCUAUAUAACUCUCAUCCUUGUCUAUAUGUUACCAAAAACUUACAAUCUCACAGCUUUUAACAAGUUGUUGUCUGUCUUCUACACUGUUGUGACUCCCAUGGUGAAUCCACUUAUCUACACCUUAAGGAAUGAGAAGGUCAGAGAAGCCCUGGGGAAAGCACUCCAGGCAUUUAUGGAUUUAUAUAAAUGA